This is a messenger RNA of Acipenser ruthenus (sterlet), 1779 nucleotides long. Its product is annotated as eukaryotic translation initiation factor 1b. The transcript has 4 exons. Lineage: Eukaryota; Metazoa; Chordata; Actinopteri; Acipenseriformes; Acipenseridae. The record is from RefSeq and is a predicted model, not a curated record. Gene Ontology annotation, molecular function: ribosomal small subunit binding; translation initiation factor activity; RNA binding. Gene Ontology annotation, cellular component: eukaryotic 43S preinitiation complex. Bases 175 to 516 code for a protein of 113 amino acids. Gene Ontology annotation, biological process: translational initiation.
GAACGAUCUGCACGCGGCCAUUUUGUGGGCGAAGGCAGUGCAGUGCUUUUCAGGCUUGUCCUGUUGGUUCGCAGUUAGGCGUUUGUCUUUUCUCUUUUAUUGUUGCAGGUCAACAAGAACGGCAUCAACGCGCCGAGACAUUUCAUCUCAACACAGUUGUCAUACUAAUAUCGCAUGUCCACUAUCCAGAACCUCCAAUCUUUCGAUCCCUUUGCUGAUGCAACUAAGGGUGACGACUUACUCCCGGCAGGGACUGAAGAAUACAUUCACAUAAGGAUACAGCAACGUAACGGCCGUAAAACGCUGACUACUGUUCAGGGAAUUGCAGAUGACUACGAUAAAAAGAAACUCGUAAAAGCUUUCAAAAAGAAAUUUGCUUGUAAUGGUACUGUGAUUGAACAUCCUGAAUACGGUGAAGUGAUCCAGCUUCAAGGUGAUCAGAGAAAGAACAUUUGCCAGUUCCUCCUUGAGGUUGGCAUUGUCAAAGAGGAGCAACUGAAGGUUCAUGGAUUUUAAAACUAUGCAAACAUUUUUGCAGUAAAGAUAUUUUUUCUUCAGGACUGGCCAACAGAAUAUACUGAACAAAAAAAAAAAAAAAAAAGUUAACACCAUUUGUUAAAUUGUAAUCCUACUGUAGGUUCAUCCUCUAGGAGAGCUGUCAUCCAGCCAGAGGUGACUGAAAGCUGUGAUUUUAGAUUUGAGUUCUGCAACACUAUCUACCCUUUGCAGGAGUUGUUUCUUUACCAGGAAUCUGAGUAGGUUAAGCUGAAACCUUUGCGGAUAAGCCAUGCCACACUGGAGAAGCCUGCUCACAAGUGAACGUAACCGUGCACUUGGCAUUUUGAAAAAUGGUUAUAUGCAGCAUCUGUAUGCCACCCCAGUGAAGGAGCACCAGUAUCCUGUGACCGCUUCCAGGAAGCAGAGAUUUGCAACAGGUCUGACCACACAACUUUGCAUAGCUACUCGAACCCGUGUAUCUCCACAGACGGUGCUACACCGAAUGAGACAAGCUAGACUAAUGGCAAACAGACCUGUAAGGCAUUCCUCAAGACUCAUGUCCCUUCCCGCUAAACAGAAGUGCCCUGCCAUGGCCAGAGCAAUCUCCUGACUUGUUCCCACUGGAGAGAGUUAGAUGCUGUCUUCACUUCUCCACACUGUAAUCCGAGACAAACCCUGCAGGUGGAGUGACAUGCCAUUCCUCUUUGUUGGGUCCAGGGACUCGUCACAAGAAUGUGAUGUUGCUGCACGGCCCGAGUUAUUUCGAAAGGUGGGCACACCCUGCAAGUGUGACUUCCAAAAUGCCCUGGUGACUGAAAUACUAUUGCAGUCGGCAGAGUAAUAGAGCUUCAGUUUUGAACUACAUGGUAAAAUGAACGUUUUCAUAUGUUGCAUACAACAAUAAACGUACAUUUGAUAUUUAGUACAUACAAAUGCCAAAUUGAGUGUUGCUAAACUUUUUUUUUUUUUUUUUUUUGUUCAGUGUAUCUUGGCUAUAUCAAACAUGCAUAUUUACAGUGAACGGACUUGUCACGUGUGAACAUUCAGUGUCUGAUGCCCAGUGUGCAUGAUUAUGAAAGAUGUGUUUCUUGUAGGCUGGUAAUGGAUAAGAACUGCAGUAAGAUGGGUACUUGAGCAAACUAGGCGCCCCCUUUUUUUUUUCUUUUUUGUUUUUAGAAGCCAUGUUUUAGUCCUGACCUGUUUUAAUUUCCACCCUUUUUAAUUUAAUGUGUUGAGCCAUGUUGUAUAAACAAAUUUGCAAAUAAAAUCAGGUGUGAAUUC